GCGUCACUAUUUUCCGGGUCGGCGUUCCUGAGUACAUGAGAAGACCAACUUCCCCGAGCAAUUUCAUUCAUCUUUAGUUUAGUGUUUGCUUUUCUUUUCUCUCCCGUCAACAUGCCUUUAAAGUUUGAACUUUGCCCCGGUAGGAUGAUCGGAGCCAAUUACCCGUGCUUCAUUAUUGCUGAAAUAGGGCAAAACCAUCAGGGGGACAUCGAGCUUGCUAAGAAAAUGAUCAAAAUGGCAAAGGACUGUGGUGCUGAUUGUGCCAAGUUCCAAAAAAGUGAGCUGGAGCACAAGUUUAACAAACGUGCAUUAGAUCGUCCAUACAAGGCCAAACACUCGUGGGGGGAUACCUAUGGAGAACACAAACGCCACCUGGAGUUCAACCAUGAGCAGUACAAGGAACUGCAGAAGUAUGCAAAGGAAGUGGGGAUCUUCUUCACUGCUUCAGGGAUGGAUGAGAUGGCGGUAGAAUUCCUUCACGAGCUAAAUGUGCCUUUCUUUAAAGUGGGCUCAGGAGACACCAACAACUUCCCUUACCUCGAGAAGACUGCCAAGAAAGGGCGUCCCAUGGUUGUGUCCAGUGGGAUGCAGUCUAUAGAGACGAUGCGGCGGGUGUACAAAACAGUGAAGGAGCACAAUGAAAAUUUUGCCAUCCUGCAGUGUACCAGUGCCUACCCCCUUGAGCCUGAGGAUGUCAACCUCAGAGUGAUCACAGAAUACCAGAAAGAAUUCCCUGAUAUUCCAAUUGGGUAUUCCGGCCACGAGUCUGGAAUCAGUAUUUCAGUGGCGGCUGUUGCUCUGGGAGCAAAGAUUGUAGAGCGUCACAUUACACUGGACAAGACCUGGAAAGGAAGUGACCACGCGGCAUCUCUGGUGGCUUCCGAGCUGGCUGAGCUGGUUCGUUCCAUCCGACUGGUGGAGAGGGCACUGGGAAGUGGGCUCAAGAAGAUGCUACCUUGUGAGAAGCCGUGUCACGACAAGCUGGGAAAGUCAGUUGUGGCCAAGGUGAAGAUCACCAAAGGAACCGUCAUCAGUCUAGACAUGUUGACGGUGAAGGUGGCAGAGCCCAUGGGCGUAGUGGCUGAGGACAUCUUCCAGCUGGUUGGCAAAGCUGUCACUGAGGAUGUCGGCAAAGACGAGAGCGUCACACCGGAGGUGGUGGACAGCUAUGGGAAGAAAGCCAAGUGCUGUGGAUAGACGUUGUGAGUAGACAUUUAAGAUGGGGAGAGAAGCACUUAAAUGGUGAGGACCCAAAUCAUGUGGGCAUAAAAUGGUGGGUAAUUUGCUUUAAGAUCAUUUUUGUAAUCAGGAUGAGGAGUUAAUUGUCCUCUGAGGUGGCACAAACCCGGGUUGGGUCCUUUCCUAGGGACAGUUAGACUGAAGAAAUAGCAAUCAACAACUGUGAUUAGAAGCCAGUGUUGCAAACUGUGGCGAAUGCUGCUCAUUAUCCUCAACAAGAUGCACUAAAUAGUCACAGGUUACAUUUCCAUUUUGUAUCAUCCAAUCGUUUUGUGCCUAAUAAAGAAGAUAUACGCAUA
Messenger RNA from Syngnathus acus (greater pipefish), 1538 nucleotides. Its product is annotated as sialic acid synthase-like. The record is from RefSeq and is a predicted model, not a curated record. The coding region runs from base 112 to 1197 and encodes 361 amino acids. The transcript has 6 exons. Gene Ontology annotation, molecular function: N-acylneuraminate-9-phosphate synthase activity. Gene Ontology annotation, biological process: carbohydrate biosynthetic process. Lineage: Eukaryota; Metazoa; Chordata; Actinopteri; Syngnathiformes; Syngnathidae.